Cylicostephanus goldi is the source of this 633-nucleotide messenger RNA. The record is from the annotation of a GenBank genome assembly. Lineage: Eukaryota; Metazoa; Nematoda; Chromadorea; Rhabditida; Strongylidae.
AUGCAAAAAAGGCGUGCUGGUACGCCAUCGUCCUACUCCGACGCAGCUGAAAUGGGUGCCGAUGCGGGAGAGUUGGAUGGAGCUGCGGAUGGUGAUCGAAUAGAAUCUCCUCUACCAUCCGUUGGUAAGCGCAGUCCUGUUGAGAUGCAAGUAGUGGACAAAAAGGAGAAGAGGAAGAAAAGCAAGAACUCUCGAUCUCCAUGCACAAUACCAGCGCAGCCAGCACCCAGCGUGCAGGAUUCACCGACGGCUUCUGUAGGCUAUACAAGAUCCCGAACUACUAAGUCUGUACAUUUUCGAGAGAAUGUUCUUUGGGGACAGUCGUUACACUACGAACUUGAUGGAGGAGCAACUUCGACGUCGCCGUCAAAGUCCUCGUGUAAAUAUCUCAAUGUCACCGUGCACGCAAAAGAAGUACCUUCUACGCCACCGCCACCUGCGGCUGACUCCUCACCAGCCAAUCCUGGCGCACAAAUUCCCGAACCAGAGCCGCCAAAACCAAUUCUGUUGGGAUAUACUUCACUUUACGUACCACAAAUACUUGAUGACUGUCAACUUACACUCUCGAAUUAUCAUCGUGAAGUGUUCUACCUGAAACCUCCAACUGAUGUGCAGUCGAUCAACGACCCGUAA